CGACCGCGAGCAUGAGCACGAGCUCGAGCUGUGCAGCCUUGUCAUUGGCUGUUGCUAUAACACUAGGGGCGUGGACAUGCGCCAGUGGGGGCGGAGAAAAUGCCUCAUUAUGAGGGACCAACAUAUUUGCCUUUGUUUUUUUUUUUUUUUUUUUUUUUAUACCCCCCCCGUCGCUCUCUCCUUUCUCUCUCUCUCUCACCCAGAGCGCCACACACUAGGCGGACGGCACAGCCAAACACGCCGCCGCGAGGAAGACACUCGCCCAGCAGCCGACGACACAGCGCCUUCGGCAAGGGAUUAUUCCGCGGGUGCGCGUGCCAGCGGUUCGAGGUUGAGGCAGCGACGUUCCUCUUUCCUCUUCCUUCACCCCGCCGCCGCUGUAACUAAUCGGCUCUCCGGGACGAUGAACAAGAUGAAGAACUUCAAGCGACGCUUCUCGCUGUCAGUGUCGAGGACUGAGACGAUUGAGGAGACCGAGUUCACGGAGCAGAUAAACCAACUCAACAUUCGGCACAAUGAAGGCUUGGCAACGCGGGCCCUGCACCCAGAGCGUAGCCCCCUGGGAGGAGGCAACGGGGACCAGUCUCCGACCCAGCUGCAUUACCGCAGCAAGCAACCUCAGCACCGUCGCUUCUCUAUGGAGGACGUCAGCAAGCGCAUGUCGCUCCCGAUGGACAUUCGUCUCCCGCCAGAGUUGCUCAAGAAGCUGCAGACGGAGUGUUCCCCACCCUCCAAACCCCUGAGUCGAAUGUCCCGGCGAGCCUCCCUGUCCGACAUCGGCUUCGGGAAACUGGAGACGUACGUCAAGCUGGGAAAGUUGGGGGAGGGGACAUACGCCACGGUGUUCAAAGGGCGCAGCAAGCUCACAGAGAACCUGGUAGCCCUCAAAGAGAUUCGCCUGGAGCACGAGGAAGGGGCGCCGUGCACCGCCAUCCGAGAAGUGUCACUGCUAAAGAACCUGAAACACGCCAACAUUGUAACCCUGCAUGACAUCAUCCACACCGACCGCUCACUCACCCUCGUCUUUGAGUACUUGGACAGCGACUUGAAACAUUACCUGGACAACUGCGGGAACCUCAUGAGCAUGCACAAUGUCAAGAUCUUCAUGUUCCAGCUGCUCCGUGGCCUGUCCUACUGUCACAAGAGGAAGAUCCUGCACAGAGACCUGAAGCCACAGAACCUGCUCAUCAAUGACAAGGGGGAGCUCAAACUGGCUGACUUUGGCCUGGCCAGGGCCAAAUCGGUCCCUACAAAGACAUACUCCAACGAGGUGGUGACCCUGUGGUACCGCCCCCCAGAUGUGCUUCUGGGCUCCACAGAGUACUCAACCCCCAUAGACAUGUGGGGUGUCGGAUGCAUCCUGUUUGAGAUGGCGACAGGCCGGCCCAUGUUCCCAGGAUCAACUGUCAAAGAGGAGCUCCACCUUAUUUUUCGCCUGAUGGGUACUCCCACUGAGGAGACCUGGCCUGGAAUCACAACCAGUGAGGAGUUCAGAUCCUACCUCUUCCCCCAGUAUAGAGCCCAGCCACUCAUCAACCAUGUGCCCAGGUUAGAUACGGAGGGACUUGACCUUCUUUCAAGUCUGCUUCUGUAUGAAACCAGGGAAAGGAUCUCAGCAGAAGCAUCGCUGAGGCACCCGUACUUCAAGAGCCUUGGAGAGCAAAUCCACACCUUACCUGACACAUCCUCCGUAUUCUCCCUCAGGGAGGUGCAACUGCAGAAGGAUCCAGGGCACAGGGCCUCCGUGUUUCAGCAAGCAGCUCGGGGCAAAAACCGACGGCAGAGCAUAUUCUAGAGCUUGGCGUACCCAUGGCUGAGACGACUGUUGUCCACCAGAACAAAGCACGCAGAGCAGAAAAUCGGCACUUCAGCCCAUACACUUCUGAAACGACGUGGCCUGUGGUUGUGGGAGAGGGGUGAUGAGAAUGAUGCAGCCUGGAGUCCUCUCUUUUCAGAAAUUAGGCCAAAAAAAAAAAAAA
This is a messenger RNA of Scleropages formosus (Asian bonytongue), 1979 nucleotides long. It is a transcript of the gene cdk18, whose product is annotated as cyclin dependent kinase 18. Bases 77 to 1795 code for a protein of 572 amino acids. NCBI's taxonomy places the organism in Eukaryota, Metazoa, Chordata, Actinopteri, Osteoglossiformes, Osteoglossidae. Gene Ontology annotation, biological process: protein phosphorylation. Gene Ontology annotation, molecular function: cyclin-dependent protein serine/threonine kinase activity; ATP binding. The record is from RefSeq and is a predicted model, not a curated record. Gene Ontology annotation, cellular component: cytoplasm; nucleus. The transcript has 16 exons.